Annulohypoxylon truncatum is the source of this 4882-nucleotide messenger RNA. RefSeq lists its product as uncharacterized. Gene Ontology annotation, cellular component: actin cortical patch; mating projection tip; plasma membrane. Lineage: Eukaryota; Fungi; Ascomycota; Sordariomycetes; Xylariales; Hypoxylaceae. Gene Ontology annotation, molecular function: actin binding; calcium ion binding. The record is from RefSeq and is a predicted model, not a curated record. Gene Ontology annotation, biological process: actin cortical patch assembly; endosomal transport; endocytosis. The coding region runs from base 173 to 4576 and encodes 1467 amino acids. The transcript is spliced from 3 exons.
AUUUGAUUUCUAGAGCAGCUUCGUCAUCUACAACAACUUCCUUAUUCUUCUUAUUCUUCUUCAACAUAUUCAUCAAGGAGCUCUGCUCGGUCCUUUGGGGCCUCCUUAUCCAGUCCCUACUCUUAGCAAGUUCCUUUGUUGAUUUGAAUAAGACCUUCUCCUUUUUCUCACCAUGUAUUCUAAUUCCAACUCGUUUAUGGGCGCCAACAACCUGCAUCCAGGUCAGCAGCAGUAUGGCAACUCGUACGGAAUGGGAGCUGGUGGCCCAGGGCAGCAGCCUCAACAGCCGCCGGGACAGCAGCCAAGUCCAUUCGCGCCGCAACCGACGGGAUAUGGGCAGGCUCCCUUAACUCAGCAGUAUACCGGCUAUCCUGGCUCCCAAACCCCUCAAGGCUUACAGCCGCAGAUGACCGGAAUGCCUCAACAGUCCGCUCUUGUUGUGAACCUACAAACGCCUCAGUUGACGGGGUACGCGGGUGCGGCUGCUGCGCAACAGGGGUUUCAAUCGAGCGUUCCGCCAGUGCCACAGAUUCCUUCACAAUUCCAAAGCCAGUUCAACCAGCAGCAACAACAGCAGCCGCAGCCGCCGCCGCAACAGAAUUCGUUUUCCUUACCGACCACACAGAUUCCACCUCAGGCCCCAGCCCCGGCGAUAAAUGCUCAGCCGACAGGCUUCAGCGCCAUGGCCGCUUCCUUCAAGACCGGCGGUGCCUCCGAUUCCCAACCGAGGGGUCGAAGGGCUGCGAAGCCCACAAGCAAGAUCCCGAACAUCCGAUUAUCGUUUAUAACCGCUCAAGAUCAAGCCAAGUUCGAGACACUGUUUAAGUCAGCCCUAGGUGAGGGUCAGAAUACUAUGUCUGGAGAGAAGGCUCGAGACCUGUUAUUAAGAUCAAGAUUGGAUGGGGAUUCUCUAUCGCAUAUCUGGACGCUUGCAGACACCACUCGAUCCGGUGAGCUCCACUUUCCGGAGUUUGCGUUGGCCAUGUACCUCUGCAACUUAAAGCUUGUGGGCAAAACCCUCCCAGCCAACUUGCCGGAGAAUAUCAAGAAUGAAGUUUCGAGCAUGGUCGAUAUUAUCAAUUUCAGUAUCGCAGACGAUGCGGCCAGUUCAGGAGCUGCAACCAAUGCUCCUGAUUUUACUAGACAGAAUGCCUCUACUCCGCCGACGAUACAACAUCCUCAACCCAUACCGACGAACUCUCAGUUGCUUCAAUCGCAGGUAACUGGCUUUCCAAGUCAGCCUACGGGAUUCCCCGGCCAGGCAAUGCAACCUCAGCCGACUGGAUAUCUCGGGGGCAUGAAUAAUCCACAACCGACGGGCUACAACGGACCUAGACCUCCUAUGCCACCAAUGCCUACGGGUUUCCCUGGUGGUUUGUCUCCUGCAAGUGCGGCUCCUCUAAACGCGCAGCCCACUGGGAAACCCGGACAAUGGGGCUUGGUCAAUGCCCCGGCGUCCGGCCUGCCUAAUAUCGACGCAUUACAAGCCCGAAUGAUGCCACAAGCAGGCCGUGAACAACAGAAUUAUACUACUGCUGGCUUGUCCGGUAACGCUGUGAUUCCUUGGGCUAUUACUAAGGACGAGAAAACUCGUUACGAUCAAUUGUUCCGCGCAUGGGAUGGUCUGCACAAGGGUUUUAUUGGAGGCGACCAAGCGAUCGAGAUUUUCGGUCAAAGCGGUCUCGAGAAGACCGAUCUUGAGCGUAUCUGGACCCUUGCAGAUAACGGAAACAAGGGCAAGCUUAACCUCGACGAAUUCGCUGUUGCGAUGCACUUGAUAUACAGAAAACUGAACGGUUAUCCUGUCCCUAAUGUUUUGCCUCCUGAGCUUGUUCCGCCCUCUACGCGCAACCUCACUGAGUCGCUUGGUACCAUCAAGUCCAUGUUGAGCCAGGAGUCUGACUUCCGCAAGACGUCGGGGGCUGCCUUGCUCCCCCAAAAGACAGGAGUCAGUUACUUAAAAAGCCAUUCAUUCAAGGGAAAUGCUGGCGGAUUCGGUGGCGGACGGAAAGACGCUACUGUAUUCAAGAAUAAUGACGACGAUGUUGGAUACAGAUCAAGCGCACGACGCCGGAUUGGCAAUUCCUCACCACGACCCGAGUCGCCUUCGUCUGUGGCAUCUAAUGAGGAAUUAUCCCUUGAUCAAUUAAGGAAAAAGAUUCGAGAGAAACAGGUUCUCCUAGACGCUAUGGAUUUCAAGGACGAGGCAGCUGCUGAGGAGGAUGAUAUCCUCGAUAGGCGCGAUCGACGUGAAGCCGAGGAGUUAUACCGUCGCAUCCGCCGGAUCCAGGAUGACAUCGAUAAUCACCCCGAUGCAGCCUUAGCAAGCGGUGAUUCCGAAGCCGAAAGGAGAGCUCUGAAGCGUCAACUACAGAAUCUCACCGACAAGAUUCCAGAACUAGCUUCUCAAGUCAGGAAAACGGAGAAAGCCAUUGCUGAUGCCAAGCUUGAACUUUUCCGACUCAGAGACGCGAAGGCUCAUCCUGGAAGUGCCUCUAAUAUUAUUGGCACCGGACCAGGUGGAUCGAUAACCGAGUCGGACCGUCUUAAGGCCAGAGCCAAGGCUAUGAUGCAACAGAGGACGGCUGCACUAACUGGUAAGAAGGUAGAUGUCGCUGGCGACGAUGGUGACGCGCAGAAGCGAUUAGAGGAAGAGAACCUCAAGGUCAGAACCGAGAAAGAGAACAAUGAGCGCAUGGUCCGGGAUGUAGAAGAUAGUGUCCGUGAAUUUUCGCGAGGUAUCGAAGAUAGCCUCAAGGAGGGCGGUCAGAGCUCCGCCAACGAGCACGAGAAACGGAGGUGGGAAGAUGCUCUUGGAGUCGAAGAUGAGGUUCGAGAUUUUAUCUUCGAUUUGCAACGUUCAAGCCGAGCAGCUCGAAUUAGAGCACAAGACCGCAAGGGCGGACGGGCCCCGACUGCUGAAGCCGUUCAGGCAGAGGCACCACCAGCUCGAUUUGACAGUCCCGCGUCGGCGACUCGUACCGCCACGCCUCCCACCACAUCGUCCCCUGCUCCCAGUGGUGGCUCAUAUUCAUCUUAUAAGACCCCAGAAGAGAGAGCGGCGUUUAUCAAACAGCAAGCAGAACAACGUAUGGCCGAGCGACUUGCAGCCCUUGGUAUCAAGGCGCCUUCGAAGCCUGGCGAAACUGCUGCUCAGCGAAUGGAACGUGAAAGGGCUGAAAGAACUGCGAAGCUCCGUCAAGCUGAGGAAGAAGAUGCGCGACGCGAAGCCGAGCGGCAGGCUAGAAUCGCCGAGGAGCAAGGCGCGCCUCCCCCUGCACCCAAGGUAGAAGCUAAGAAACCACCUCCACCACCUUCGAGGAAAGUAGGCAGGAACGAAGAUGCUGCAAGGAAGGCUGAGGAGGAAGAGGCUAGUAGGAAAGCUGAGGAAGAACGUCUCUCUAAAGAGCACGAAGAACAACAGCGAGCCACCCAAAAAAUGGAGGACGAGGCUAGACAACAGGAAGAGGAGGUCGCUAAGGAACGCGACGCUGCUUCCGCCCGUCUAAAAGCUUUGGAAGAGCAAGUGCGCCAGGGCAAGCUAAAGAAAGAAGAGGAAAAGAAGAGAAAGAAGGCUGCUAUGGCCGAAGCCAAAGAGAAGGAGGCGAAGUUGGCCGCCCAGCGUGCCGAGAUCGAAGCCGCCCGCCAACGGGAACUCGAGCUGCAGCGACAGCUCGCAGCGAUGGAAAAGGAAGAGUCGUCCUCGGAUGAUGACGAAGGCCCACAGCAGAUCACUCCUCAAGCAUCUACUCCUACUCUCGGUAGUAGUCAGCUCGGCAGCCAGGAAUUAGAACGUAAAGCCACACCCCCUCCUGCUCCUGCUGCGCCUGUAAUUUCACCCCCUUCAGUCGUCACUAGCCCGCCGUCCGAAACGGAGAGCCGCAAUCCGUACCGCCGGAUGUUGUCGCAGUCCUCGGAGUCACCGGCAGCACCCCCCGCUGCGGCACCUGCUGCUCCGGCUCCUGCACCUCCCCCACCGCCACCACCUCAGCCAGAGGUAUCUACCAACAACCCGUUCUUCCGGAUAACCCAGGAGGCUAAAGCGCCAGCACCAUCUCGGAAGAGGCCUGACACGGAUGACGAGUGGGGUUCUGGAAGCGAAGAGGACGACGAAGACUCGGACGACGAGCGCCCUGCCGCUGGCGCUGCCCAACUAGCAUCGCUCCUCUUCGGUUCCAUGGGCCCUCCUCGACCACUAUCCGCUACAGGCGACAAGUCCGUCGGCGCUUCACCGGCUGUGGCCUCGCCGCCGUUCAGCCCUCCUCCCGUUGCGGAAGCUGCACCUCCUCCACCUCCUCCGCCAAUGCCCGAAGCGAGCCUUGGAGCUCCUCCACCGCCGCCUCCCCCUAUGCCUGAUUUCGGCGCUCCCGCAGCAGCUCCGCCUCCUCCACCCCCAAUUCCAGGCCUGGCCCCUCCACCUCCGCCUCCGCCACCGGCUGCAGGUAACAUGCCAAGCGCUCCUAGCGGUGGUAGGCCUGCCGCUCUAUUGAACGAGAUUCAGCUAGGCAAGUCAUUGAAGAAGACGCAAACGAAGGAUAGGAGCGGCGCAGGCGUGGCGGGUAGAGUCUUGGAUUAAGGCGAUAGCGAAACAAGUUUUAUUGGAAGGGAGUCUACAUGGCACCCCAACCGGGGAUGUGGUCUAUCGAGAGUCUUGGAUGGGUCAGAUUGUAUGAUUGAGUGUUGUCUUACAUGUACGGCGUGUUCCGCUAGUUUCCUGCCUUGGCUUAUAGCAAGUAGAUUUGCUAGCGGCUUACGUUAGAAACAUUGAUUUCCCCAUAUGACGAGUAAUACCAUAACUUAUACUCUUGUAUUUAAUGUAUUUCGUUAUUAGAAACGUUUAUGUUUGCUCUAGCAAUGUUAGUAUGUUGUAGUUCGUAGUACA